AUGUAUAAGGUCUUGGAGCGAAUCAUACUGGACCGACUUAUCAGCGAAACAACGCAAAUCGAGCAAGCCUGCUUUCGACUUGGCCGAUCUAUAAUUGGCCAGGUGUUCAUAGUCAGGAGACUGAUCCAAAUCCGGCAGCGGUAUUCGAACCCAAUGCAGUUAGCCUUCUUGGACUUCGAAGCCGCUUCCGACUCUUCGAGACUCAUCGAGGGCGUCUUGCCAACGCUUACGAAGUACCAUGAAAGUUCGCCUACUUGA
Molecule: messenger RNA, 258 nt
Organism: Necator americanus (New World hookworm)
Lineage: Eukaryota; Metazoa; Nematoda; Chromadorea; Rhabditida; Ancylostomatidae
Exons: 1
Coding region: 1-258 (85 amino acids)
Source: RefSeq, a predicted model, not a curated record